Glycine soja is the source of this 2277-nucleotide messenger RNA. RefSeq names its product protein qua-1-like. The transcript is spliced from 3 exons. Bases 306 to 2084 code for a protein of 592 amino acids. NCBI's taxonomy places the organism in Eukaryota, Viridiplantae, Streptophyta, Magnoliopsida, Fabales, Fabaceae. The record is from RefSeq and is a predicted model, not a curated record.
CAUAAGCCAUAUAUCACCUGACCUCAGCUCAGUCAAGCAGCGAACAACACAACACGUGAAAAAACGAAUGGAUGAAGAUUAGGGACUUGCCCUUCUCCUCUCAGUUGACUCCAAAAACUCCUUCCUAAUUCGUUCCUUCUUUUUCAACACUCCAAAGUUUCGUAAUUCCUUCUUUCUUCGUCCAUUUUCUUCUCCACUGCACUUGAACCAACACUUCCACUUCCACACAUCACGUUCUGUUCAAUCUUGUCCCUCUCUUCAGACAAAAAAAGAAGUGAGGCAUUUCAAACCAAACCCCCCAAAAAAUGAACCUGUUACUCCCACUCCCUCAUCACCAUAACCAUCUCUCAUUCUCCCAAAGCCCAUUUCUCCACAACCCCAUCAAACCCCUCCAUUUCCUCCCCAACCCUCCCGCACGUGCGAGCACAAUAAUCCGCAUGGGCGGGGGUCCCCGCACGUACCCCGGAGGCGUGUCGAAGUGGGUGUGGAAGCGCAUGCAGGCGAAGAAGGCCAAGCAGCUUAUGAAGGCGCGCCUCUGCCGGGAGCGGCAGAUAUACGAGAUGCGGAAGCGGGCGGAGCUCAAGGCGGCGGUGUCGGAGCUGGAGCGGCCGUGGGAGGUUGUCGAGAGAGAGGCGUCGGCGUCGGCGCCGAACUUGUUCUCAAUUGGGGCGGAUGAGCAGGUGAAGGUGCUUGCUGACAGGUUCCAGAGGCCAGGCGGGUUUGACUUGUGGAGUGAGAGGGAUGGGCCGGUGCUGUUUGAGAGCCCUGAUGAGCUGCCCUCUGCUAGGUUUUUCCCCAAAGGGGUUGUGCAUAGUGUGAAGCCUUAUAGGAGGGUUGAUGGGUAUGGAUUGGUGAAGGAUGCUGAUGGAGAUGGGGAGAUGGGUUUGUUGAAGGGAAAUGAUUUUGGUGGAGGUUUGAGGGAAUUGGGUGAUGGGGGUUUGAGUGGAUUGGAGGAUGUUGAUAGGCUUGAAUUGGAAGAUGAUGAUGAUGGAGAAUGUUCAUCUUCUGAUGUGAGUUAUGGGAGUGAUGGUGGAUUGAGAAGGAAUGAGAAUGGGGGGAGGUUUUUGUCUGAUGAUGUUGGUAGGUCUAGCAAUCGAGGGCGAGGGCAAGGGCAAUCUUCUCGAACGAAUUAUGGGAGGAAUGGAGCGGAUGGUGAUGGCAGAAUGAGGAAGAAUGGGAAUGGGAGAAGGUUUUUGUCCAAUAAUGUUGAUCGGUCUAGCGGUGGAGAACAGUCUUCUCCUUUGAAUUAUGGCGGGGAUGGAAUGGAUGGUGAUGGUAGAUUGAGGAGGAAUGGGAAUGGGAGGAGGGUUUUGUCUGAUGAGGAUAGUAGCGAUGGAAAGCGGUCUUCUCAUUUGAGUUAUGGGAGGAAUGGAGUGGAUGGUGAUGGUGAUGGUGGAUUGAGAAGGAAUGGGAGAGGGAGAAGGUUAAUGUCAUCUGGUGAUGGAGGGCAAUCUUCUCGUUUGAAUUAUGGGAGGAAUGGAGCGGAUGGCAAUGGUAGAUUGAGAAGGAAUGGGAAUGAGAAUGGAAGGAGGAUUUUGUCUGAUGAUGAUGGUAGGUCUAGUGAUGGAGGGCGAUCUUCUCGUGUGCAUUAUGGGAGGAGGAAUGGAUUGAAUUUUGAUGGAAGAAUGAGAAGGAAUGAGAAUGGAAGUAAGUAUGUUGUGCAGGGUGUUGACGGGGCUGAUGGUGGAGAAAGUUUGCCCCAUUCUUCAAGCUCUGGAAGGUAUGGAGCAAGUUUUGAUGGCAGAUUGAGGAAUAGUGGGAGUGGAAGGAGGGUUUUAUCCAAGGAUGUUGAUGGGUCUGGUGAUGGCGGAUUGAGGAGUAAGGAGAAUGGAAGGAGGUUUAUGUCAAAGAAUGUUGAUGGGUCUAAUGGGUUGUAUUCAGGGGGAGCUAGUUCUGUCAGGAAACAGAGAGGGGGUAAUUCCAUUGGAGGCAGAAGUCGAGGAAAGUAUACUAAUAGGACUUCAGAGUAUGCCUCACCAAGAGGUAGAGAUGCAAAUUCUGAAGUUUAUGACAUGGAUUUGCAACAAGAUGGGAGUUAUGGGUUCAGGAAGAAGCGUGAGCAACCUGAUUCUACAAGUUGGUAGAACCAUGGAGUCUUAGCCUAGCCAUUCUAGCAGAUCAACAAGUUUUGCUAUUGGCAAAAGAUGAGCUGAUCAAGGUGGAUGAAAAGCUAAAAGCAGCUGAAGCUCUUCUGGAAAGCAAGAACCUUGAAAUAAAAAAAAUCAAUGAGGAGAAAAGGGCAGCACUGGCUGCACAAUUUGCUGCAGAAGCCACACU